Ipomoea nil (Japanese morning glory) is the source of this 1506-nucleotide messenger RNA. RefSeq names its product transmembrane protein 56-B. Gene Ontology annotation, biological process: lipid homeostasis. The transcript has 9 exons. The record is from RefSeq and is a predicted model, not a curated record. Gene Ontology annotation, cellular component: membrane; endoplasmic reticulum. The coding region runs from base 395 to 1222 and encodes 275 amino acids. NCBI's taxonomy places the organism in Eukaryota, Viridiplantae, Streptophyta, Magnoliopsida, Solanales, Convolvulaceae.
UGCAAGUCCUCUGUCCUCGUGAUACAGACGCCGUGUUGACAACAAAGCAGCGCGCCCUCCCAACCACUCUCACCCUCAUCACCUUCCUUCCACUGCCCAAUGCUCUUUUCAUUUCCUUUCCAUUCAUUCCCCAGGAAUCUUUUCUCGCCCGCCGCAACGUUUCUCCCUUGAUUCAAACUUUUCCCAAUCCCUUUCUUUCUGAUUUUGUGCGCGCCAGAUGUUGAAUGGUGCGGUGCUUAUGCUUUCCCAAUAAUAUUCAACCUGCCCGUUUGGGUUUCCAGGUGCGGUUAACAAAACAUAUGAUUCUUGGACCUUUGCCUGACAGUAGAGUUGUACUAUUAAGGGAUAUCAUCUUUUAGCAGAGAAUCAGUUUCAUGGUCCCCUGCUAUUCAUAAUGACAGUUGCUAGAAGGACUGCCAUGGCUUUCAAGACUUAUCAGAACCAUGCUGAGACAUUGGUUAAGAACUAUGUGCUCUCUGAUCCUUUUAUUCCAUACACUUCUGUACUUGGUGGCAUGUUUGCUUGCAAAAUGGUCUAUGAUCUAUCUCAAUUGAUCAGUACAUUUUACUUCAGGAGUUACAUUACCCUUACGAAAAUUCAACGGACCGAAUGGAAUAACCGUGCCAUCUCAACCAUCCAUGCCAUCUUCAUUUCUAUUAUGUCUUUGUACUUUGUCUUCUGGUCCGAUCUUUUCUCUGAAGAUUAUCCUGCUGGCCUUCUGACUUUCCGAAAUUCAUCAAUGUCAACCUUUACAUUAGGGAUCUCUAUUGGGUACUUUAUUGCAGAUCUUGGAAUGAUUUGCUGGCUUUAUCCUGCUCUAGGUGGAAUAGAGUAUGUUCUUCAUCACGCCCUUUCAGGAAUUGCUGUAGCAUAUUCCAUGUUUACGGGAGAAGGGCAACUUUAUACUUUCAUGGUGCUCAUAUCUGAAUUAACGACCCCAGAGAUCAACAUGAGAUGGUAUCUUGACACGGCUGGAUUGAAGAGAUCGAGUGCGUAUGUGAUCAAUGGUGUUGUGAUUUUUAUUGCUUGGUUGGUUGCCAGAAUUCUGUUGUUUGUUUACAUGUUCUAUCAUGUAUAUUUCCACUAUGAUGAGGUGAUGCAAAUGCACCCCUUUGGAUCUCUCUUGGUAUUUGUAGUGCCCGCAAUUCUUAGUGUAAUGAACCUGAUGUGGUUUGGGAAGAUUGUUAAGGGAUUGAAGAAGACGUUGGCAAAGACGCAGUAAAUGAACUCCUUAGUAUGAUUUCUUCUUCACCCACCCCAUGUUAAUACGAUUUCCUAGCAACCUUUCUAUUGUACAAAAUACGAACUGGCUGGCAGAUACCGAGAGAGAAGUAGAUGGGACUCGAGAAAAUGACUGAAAUAUGGAGGAGACUAAACAAUAGCGUAGCUAUUCUACUUAACUGUCGAAAAGGAAAAGAUAAAAAGAAAAAAAUGCGCUUGUGUUGUUUGUUUAGAAGGUGAUGCGUAAAACUGGGUUUCAAGAGAAUCUGAGAAUGGUUUCUUUCA